This is a messenger RNA of Peniophora sp. CBMAI 1063, 897 nucleotides long. Lineage: Eukaryota; Fungi; Basidiomycota; Agaricomycetes; Russulales; Peniophoraceae. The record is from the annotation of a GenBank genome assembly.
AUGAUCGCCUCGACCUCCACAUCCUCGGUCCACAAGGCGUCGCUAGUCGACGCUUCCACACACUCACCUGCUCUCCUUGAGCUCGUCGAACAACCAGUAACUCGUCCUGUCAUUGACUAUCUCAUCGAUGCUGUCGAGGACACCGUGGACGCAGCCCUCGGCCGCUCCGCCCCUCGCGGUCGCGCGCUCAAGCGCCGCGCUCACGAUGUUGCCUUUGGAGACCUCGUUCGCAAUGUCUUGACACGCGCCGAGGUCGAGAUGCCGGUCAUACUGACCACCCUCGCCUACCUCGACCGUGCUCGCCCUCACCUCCACAUCGCUCUCGAGGAGUGGGCAAAUGAACGGGUCUUUCUCGGUGCCUUGAUCGUUGCGUCCAAGUACACCAACGACAGCAGCCUCAAAAACAUCCACUGGGCGAUGUGCACCGGCAUCUUCGGCAAGCGUGACAUUGGACGCAUCGAGCGCGAGUUCCUCUCUGUCCUCGACUGGGAGCUCUCCAUCUCAGAAGAGGACGUUCUCGCACAUCACGCCGAGCUCUCUCGCCUCAUGCCUGAGCUUCACCACUCGGCAGUGGCACCAAUGACACCCCUUCCCCUGCCGUCCACCGCCACCAGCUCGACCAUGUCGAGCCCGAUGCCCACACUCCACCACUCUCCCUCGUCCAGCCUCGCCAGCCUCUCUCCACGCACACCACCCACGUAUGCCGAGGAUGCCAUGGAGGUCGACGUUGCGUCCUCAAGCCGUCUGCACUCUCGCGAGGGCUCGAUCGACGCGUCUGCGACCAUCGCACACAAGCACUUGCAUUCGCACUCUCAUUCACAUUCGGUCUCCAAACUGCUCCGUAGUUUGCACCUGCCGAGACCCCACCACACCCAUCCGCGCGCUGCGGCUGCGUAA